This is a messenger RNA of Macadamia integrifolia, 2268 nucleotides long. RefSeq names its product U-box domain-containing protein 4. The record is from RefSeq and is a predicted model, not a curated record. The transcript has a single exon. The coding region runs from base 337 to 2001 and encodes 554 amino acids. Gene Ontology annotation, molecular function: protein binding. NCBI's taxonomy places the organism in Eukaryota, Viridiplantae, Streptophyta, Magnoliopsida, Proteales, Proteaceae.
UCUAUGAAAGAACCUGGCAAUAGCCAACCUCAGUUCUCAGUAGUGUGUGAAGUGUGGGACCCCCUUAAUCCAAGAAAAGGACAACGGUGAACUGUGAAGCAGCUUCCUUCCAUCCAAUAAUAAUCCAAUUCCCAAUUCGCUUCUUUUUACUUUUCUUGAAUCUUUCUCAUUAUCCUUUCUUCUGAUACAGCGGCAGCUAUCUCUUUUUUACUUGAUUCCUGUGUUCAAUAGCUCCUCAACAUCAUCUGCCUAAUCAUUCUUAUUCAUCCAUUAAUGUCUUCAGUUCUAUAGACUAAAACCUAGAGUUUUUCUUUUCUCUCUAACUAGAACAGCGUCAUGAGGUUGCAGGAUAACCAGGAUCUCCAACUAUCGAACCAGCUUGUUUCUUCUCUAAUGGAGGAAAUAGCCCACGUUCAGAGCUUCAAAGGUAAGUGGGCUCUCAUCAGAACCAAACUUACUGAUCUCCCCACCCAUCUCAAAGAUCUCUCCGACUUCCCCAAUUUUUCUACCAACCCACUCUCCUUAGAACUCGUACGCUCCAUCUACCAAACCCUCACCGAUGCUCUCUCCCUCGCAAGAAACUGUGGCCACGCGAAUCUUUCCGCCGGUAAGCUCAGGACGCAGAGCGAUAUCGACGCUGUGGCGACCAAGCUCCAUCAGCACAUCCAAGACUGUGACCUCUUGCUCAAGAGCGGUGUCCUUCAGGACGCUGCACCUGUUUCCUCUGUAACUGUUUCUUCGAAGAGAGAAACUGUCCGAGUCGAGGCGCGAAAUUUGAUCACUCGCUUGCAGAUCGGGAAUCCCGAGUCGAAGAGUACCGCCAUAGAUUCCUUUCUGGGCUUGCUACAAGAGGACGAUAAGAACGUCUUGAUCGCCGUCGCCCAAGGUGUGGUUCCGGUUCUCGUUCGGUUGCUCGAUUCCAGCUGCCUCGACAUGAAGGAGAAGGCCGUCUCCGCCAUCUCUAGGGUUUCUAUGGUGGAUAGUAUCAAGCAUGUUUUACUUGGGGAAGGGGUUCUGCUUCUCAAUCACCUGCUUCGUGUGAUCGAGUCUGGCAGUGGGUUUGCCAAGGAGAGAGCUUGUAUUUCUCUUCAAGCCCUUAGCUUUUCCAAGGAGAACGCCAUAGCAAUCGGGUCUAGGGGUGGGAUUUCUUCUCUAUUGGAGAUCUGCCAUGCCGGGACGCCAGCUUCUCAAGCCGUUGCGGCUGGGGUCCUCAGGAAUCUCGCUAAAUUUCCUGAAAUCAAACAGAAUUUCAUCGAGGAGAACGCCGUCCCGGUACUCAUCGAGCUUUCGUCCUCUGGUACUGCCAUGGCCCAAGAGAACUCGAUUGGUUGUUUGGCUAAUUUGGUGUCGGCGGAUGACCAAGCUUUGAAGCUUUUGAUUGCCAGGGAAGGAGGAAUCGAAUGCCUUAAGGACUACUGGGAUGCUGCUCCCUCUGUUCGGAGUCUUGAAGAUGCGGUCCGGUUAUUGACAAACAUGGCUUCUUCCAGGCCUAUCGCCGAAGCUCUUGUAUCCGAGGGUUUCAUCCCUCGGCUUGUGGUGGUUCUGAGUUGUGAGGUGUCGGCGGUGAGAAUCGCGGCGGCCAGAGCUGUUUACGAGCUGGCGUUCUGCAACAGAAAAAGGAAGGAAUUGGGAGAGUCUGGGUGUAUUCCUCCUCUGGUGAAGAUGUUGGAAGCCAAGGCGGUGGAAGAGAAAGAAACCGCUGCCAAGGCAUUGUCCUGCCUAUUGCUGUAUGUGGGUAACACAAGGGUUUUCCGCAAGGACGAUAGGGGGAUACUGGGCACGGUUCAGCUCCUUGACCCUUGCAUCAUAAACUUGGAUAAAAGAUACCCAAUUUCUAUCUUGGUUUCUGUUGUUCAAUCAAACAAAUGCCGCAAACUGAUGGUAGCUGCAGGUGCCUGUGCUUACUUGCAGAAACUUACUGAGAUGGAGAUUGAAGGGGCUAAGAAGCUUCUUGAAAGUUUAAGUAGAGGAAAGCUCUGGGGAGUCUUUUCCAGAACGUAGCAGAGAAAAUCAUCCAUUAUCAAGACACACUGUUGAUCUCUUGUUUGAUCUGUAUGUACCAAAUACUUUUCAUGUGUCACUGUACCAUUUUUCUUUUCAUCUUCUGUAUUCAUACUUGAGUUUUGGGAAGAAGCCCUGAAAAGAGUAGAGGCACACAGUCAUCAUUGCUGUUGUAUACUUUCUUGUGUAGAGCUUAAAUCUUGUGGUUUGCUGACAUUACUAAGAUUUGAGUCUUGUUCCUAAUAAAAUGCUUAUUAAUCUUGUAAA